Messenger RNA from Letharia columbiana, 285 nucleotides. RefSeq lists its product as uncharacterized. Lineage: Eukaryota; Fungi; Ascomycota; Lecanoromycetes; Lecanorales; Parmeliaceae. The coding region runs from base 1 to 285 and encodes 94 amino acids. The transcript has a single exon. The record is from RefSeq and is a predicted model, not a curated record.
AUGGAGAGUAUGCGGUUCAGACCAGAUGCCGUUAAGCAGCAUCGAUACGAGAAGUUCUGCGCUCUCGAACACAAAACCGGGACCAUCUCCCACGCUAUAACCGCCGAAGCAUCGUCGAAUUCCGCCUCCAAAUACAUCUCCUCCACGUCCGCAAAGAGCUUCCCACCGGCUUGCUGGGUACAUGUGUGCAAGAUUACACUGAAGCAGCUGACUACUUGUGGCGAAACAACACAUGGCGGUUCUCGAACGGCGACUACUGGAGAGGCGUGUACCGCUUCCUCCUGA